AUGCGCAAUGGGAUGCCUCGAUGCACGCUGAUAGCCGCGAAGACUAAGGUAGCGCCGUUAAAACCCCUCUCAAUACCGAGGCUAGAAUUGCAGGCAGCCUUAAUCGGCUCCCGACUGCUGGACAACAUUUGUAAGGCGCUGACGAUACCAGUGGCUGCUCGAUACCUCUGGUCAGACUCGACGACCGUCCUUGCGUGGUUGAAAUCCGAGACACGACGAUAUCAUCAAUUCGUCGGCUUCCGGGUAGGAGAAAUUCUGAGCACGACUACCGUGGACGAGUGGCGAAAGGUACAAUCAAAAGUGAACGUAGCGGAUCAAGCAACGAAGUGGAGAGACGGACCCAGUUUCAGACCCGACGGCUGGUGGUAUGUAGGACCGACUUUCCUGAUGAAACCGGACGAGAACUGGCGAAAGGGCAUUUCGGAGGAUUUUUCGACGGCAGAGGAUUUGCGAACGGUCUUUCUACAUCAUCGAGUCACACCACCGCCGGUGAUAAAUUUUCAACGAUUCUCCAAGUGGUCGAGGCUACAGCGGACGACCGGAUACGUUGUUCGUGCGACAAAGGUGUUCCUGGGUAUGAAUGCAAAGGGUUCACUUACGCAAGAAGAGUUGCGAAGGGCCGAAACUCUGAUCUGGCAGCAGGUGCAGAAGCAGAGCACCCGGACGCGGAGCCGAAGCAGAUGGCAGGAUCGAGCGCGUUGUACACGAUGA
Messenger RNA from Ochlerotatus camptorhynchus, 711 nucleotides. RefSeq lists its product as uncharacterized. The transcript has a single exon. The record is from RefSeq and is a predicted model, not a curated record. NCBI's taxonomy places the organism in Eukaryota, Metazoa, Arthropoda, Insecta, Diptera, Culicidae. The coding region runs from base 1 to 711 and encodes 236 amino acids.